Epithele typhae is the source of this 1512-nucleotide messenger RNA. RefSeq lists its product as uncharacterized. Gene Ontology annotation, molecular function: FAD binding. The transcript is spliced from 7 exons. The record is from RefSeq and is a predicted model, not a curated record. Gene Ontology annotation, biological process: secondary metabolite biosynthetic process. Lineage: Eukaryota; Fungi; Basidiomycota; Agaricomycetes; Polyporales; Epitheliaceae. Bases 1 to 1512 code for a protein of 503 amino acids.
AUGCUUCCCAGGGGUGCAGGAAUAGCAGGCCUCACACUCGCGAUCGCGCUCGGGCGAUGUGAGGAUCCGGUGUCGCCCAUCGAGAUCGACAUGUACGAGUCCGGGACCGAGAUCACGACCGUUGGCGCGGGCAUAUCUGUCUGGCCGCGGACGUGGGCAAUCAUGCGCAGGCUGGGACUGUAUGACGAGCUCAUGCAGGAAGCGGUGAAAAGCAAGGGUGAGACGAAGAAGGACCAGGACGAAGGGAGCGAACAUCAAGCGGGGCCCGCCUUCGUGUUCCGCAAGUCGGACUGGCCGCGGGAAGGCUUCGAGUUCGGGCGCGUCAUGGUCCCAGAUGGCGCGACCACUAUGCACCGCGCCGACAUGGUCCGCGUCCUCGUCCGCCACCUCCCCGCGCGCUGCACCAUCCACACCUCCAAGCGCCUCGUCUCCUACGAUCCUCCCCCGCCUUCCUCCCCAAACGACACGCACACAUUGCACUUUGCCGACGGUACCCACGCAACCGCCGACGUCGUUAUCGGCGCAGACGGGAUCAAGUCCGCGGUGCGCAGCUCGAUGUACGCACACACACACGUGCAGGAGUGUGAGAGUGGGGACGACACGCCCGUCGCGGCGUGCGCGCGGUGCGCCCGCUCCCGCCCAAAGUGGACGGGCACCGUCGCGUACCGGUACUUGAUCCCGACGGAGCGGCUGCGCGCGGUCAACCCCGCGCAUCAUGCGCUGCAUGUAGCGGCGCCGAUGAGCUUGGCUGAUUUCGCGCGACAGCAUAUCAUCACGUACCUGAUAUCGCACGGGAAGUAUCUCAACUGGAUAGGCUUCGUGACGCGGCCCGGGCAAGAGGGCACCGAGUACCCACACAAGUGGGUGCUCGACGCGAACCGGGACGACGUCGUGCGCGAGUUCGCGGGCUGGGAGCCCGAGGUCGACCAGAUGAUCGCCUGCGUCGAAGACCCGACGUUGUGGGCGAUCCACGUCAUCGACGACCUCCCGUUCUCCGUUUCUGGCAGAGUCGCCCUGAUGGGAGACGCGGUGCACGCCAUGACGACCCACUUUGGCGCAGGCGGCGGCCAAGCCAUCGAGGACGCGUACCUCCUCGGCACCCUCCUCACCGACCCGCGCACCUCCCCGCCGCGCCUCCCGCGCGUGCUGGAGAUCUACCAGGCCGUCCGGCUCCCCUUCGCGCGCGCCGUCGUCCGGAACGCGCGCGCGGUCGGGCUCAUGUACGAGUUCAACUCGCCCGGGCUGUACGCCGCGGACCCCGCGCGCGGCGAGCCGACCGCGGUGGGCGUGCGCUCCGAGGAGGUGACGGCCGCGGCCGCGGACGGGGACGGGGACGGGCUGAAGCGGCGGUUGGGCGAGCUCGAGCGCGCGAUCCGCGGGAUGUGGCAGUGGCAGUGGAAGGAGAAGGUGGAGGAGCAGUGGGCGGAGGCGGAGCGGAUGAUGGACGAGCUGGGGAGCCGCACGGCCCCUCGGCGGCGGCGGCAGGCAGAAAGGUGGUGUGUCGUUGCAUGA